UCUGCUUCCUGAAGACCUGAUCACCACUCCCAUAAGGCCAUGGCUGGCUUCGGGUUCCGGAGGCGUGGGGCACGGCUGGAUCCGGCUCCCAGGACCUGGCCCUGCACCGCGCUAUUUUCUCUUCUCUUCAUGCCCGUCUUCUCCAAAGGGAUGCACGUGGCCCAGCCCGCAGUGGUGCUGGCCAGCAGCCGGGGUGUCGCCAGCUUUGUGUGUGAGUAUGGAUCUUCAGGCAAAGCCGCCGAGGUCCGAGUGACAGUGCUACGGCAGGCGGGCACCCAGAUGACUGAAGUCUGCGCCGCAACGUACAUGGUGGAGAAUGAGUUGACCUUUCUAGAUGAUUCCACCUGCACUGGCACCUCCGUUGGAAACCAAGUGAACCUCACCAUCCGAGGGCUGAGGGCCAUGGACACGGGGCUCUACAUCUGCAAGGUGGAGCUCAUGUACCCGCCGCCCUACUAUGUGGGCAUGGGCAACGGAACCCAGAUUUAUGUCAUUGACCCAGAACCGUGCCCGGAGUCUGACUUCCUCCUCUGGAUCCUGGCGGCAGUCAGUUCAGGGUUGUUUUUUUACAGCUUCCUCAUCACAGCUGUUUCUUUGAGCAGAAUGCUAAAGAAAAGAAGUCCUCUUACUACAGGGGUCUAUGUGAAAAUGCCCCCAACAGAACCAGAAUGUGAAAAGCAAUUUCAGCCUUAUUUUAUUCCCAUCAAUUGAGAGACCAUUAUGAAGCAGAAAGACCACGUUCCAAUUUUUAAGGGCUGAGGUCACUGUAACUUUUUGCUGUCCAGCUGUUUUUGUUUGUUUGUGUAUCUGGGGGAGAUUCAUCUCUCUUUAAUGUAAAGCUGGAUGCAGAACCCAAAUUAAGUGUAUUAUAAUUUAAAGCAAGGGAGCAGGAAAGCAGAGCGGGGAUGUUUCUGUUACAUGAGACCUAAUUUUAGUAAAAGCAUCACUUGGGAGCAAUACAGGGAUGCAGCCUUAUGGUGUGGGAUGCAGGAUACAAGUUAGGGAAUGGUCCAGUCCAAAGAAAGCAAAGGAAGGGGGUGAGGCACAGGGCCAUAUUGUACACACCUUGUAUUUAUAUGUGAGAGUGUAUAGUUGAAACGAUGUUUUCAAGUUAAGUUUUUAUACCGUGUUAUUUUACUUACCAAAUGUAUAAUUACAUGAAGACUUUAAAAAUACUCACAUGGCUAUAUUUUAGCCAGUGACUCCAAAGGUUGUAUUGUACCAAUAUGUAUUUUUUAUUUGAUAGUAUUUUGCAUGGGGGCCACAUGUGCUUUUGUGUAUUUGCUGAUGGUUUGAAUACAAACACUAUAUGGCAGUGUCUUCCCACCGCGGGUUCAGGGGAAGUUUUGUGGAAGGGCUCAGGACACUAAUACACCAGGUAGAACACAAGGUCACUUGCUAACUGGCUUGGAAACUGGGUGAGGUUAUAGCCAAGUCUUGCAGACAUCUUGGGCUGCAUUGGUGUUGACACGUGCUUUGGGCUUUUAUCAGCUCCUUUCAAUGGUUUUCAAGGAAGCCAAAGCCGGUGGCAUCUGAGUUAACUGGACAGAACACUGCUGUCGGGAAGAUGGCUCAUUCCAGGAGUCCUCUGGUUAGGAACCUCAAGGAGGCUCCAGUUCCACGGGGCCCCGGUUCCUUACACACGGCUAAUGCCACAGACAGAAAACAGCAGCGCCCUGGAAGGGGCAGAGUAGGGUGAUGAAGGUUUCUGAAAACUAACACUGUUGGUGUUUUUAAACUCAAUA
Molecule: messenger RNA, 1745 nt
Organism: Equus quagga
Lineage: Eukaryota; Metazoa; Chordata; Mammalia; Perissodactyla; Equidae
Gene: CTLA4
Product: cytotoxic T-lymphocyte associated protein 4
Exons: 4
Coding region: 40-711 (223 amino acids)
Biological process (GO): T cell receptor signaling pathway; B cell receptor signaling pathway; immune response
Cellular component (GO): external side of plasma membrane; membrane
Source: RefSeq, a predicted model, not a curated record